CACUGUGUGGAGCAUUCUAAACACACGGUCCAUUAAAAAAAAAUUUAUAUAUAUAUAUAUUAUUUAUUUAUUUAAAACAAUCAGGUUUCACUGUGAACUUUACAAUGUGUUUUCUGAAUUCAGUCCUGAUAGUAUAUUUUACAUUACAUGUCAUUUAGCAGAUGCUUUUAUCCAAAGCGACUUACAAUAUGCAUUUCAACCUAGAGUAUAAACUAAGAACAACAAGAAUACAGGAAGUAACAUUUCCUCAACUUAGUCGAACUUCAAAAGUACCAUAAUAAGUGCGAUCCCAGUGCCACUGAAGUGCAAAUCUGUGCAAUAUUUCACUGAGCUCAACUCUGAAAUCCUGAAACGUACUUGAGCAGGCAGUGUAUUCAGAGGAAUUAAUGCAGAGAGUGUUAGACUUCUGACAUCUCUACAUUUGUCACUUUCUCUGUUUUAUCAGAAAUGAUGUAAAUUAAAAAAAAUAUAUUUAAUCUGAUGACCCAACCAGUGGUUCAAUAUUAUAUUAACCUCCAUUUUUCUCACGUCACAGAUGCUUAAAUGCUCAAUAAUUAAGUAAUCUUAAUUAUGAUAAUUUGAAUUCAAGAUUUAAAUUUCAGCAUGUUUUUCGCUUCAACUCAUAACUACAUCAACUUACAUUAUUUUAAACUGAAGAAAGUACAUUACUUAGUAAGGUGAAUUAAACAAUAUUUAUUGGCCUCUAUGAGUCUGACAUUGCAAAUCAUGACAUUUUACUCCGCUAUUAAACUCUAUUUUAACGACCCAACGAGAACCUGAUAUUGGGUUACCUGGGGUCAAUUUAUCUUUCUCCUGGACAAGAGCUGCGCAAUAUAGUGGUUUGGCGUGAGGCAGGAGAAGGGUCUGUGUCGAAGUUGUUGCCACAACAUAAGAACAUUUCGAAAAUUAAUAUACAUUGCCGCUGGUUUUUCAAUGAAAACCAAUAUAGAAAAAUAGCAGGGACAGACAUUUUAAUAUCGUUUUGAUGAUAUGUAUUAUAACAUGGCCCAACAUUAUCCUAGAUUGGCUUAUGAUGGAACUACCACCGUCACAUGACCACUGAGAGGAACGUGGACGAGUGUUCUCGUGAUGCCGUUCAGUCAUCUCAAUCAUAUGGAAGCCCAUUUCCACCACUGAGGAAAAAAUUAGGAUCCUGUAAUUAUAAGUUACUAUCUCCUAAUUAUGACUUAGCAUCCCCUGGAUAUUCAUACAUGGACAAGCCACGCCACCAUGGUCGUAGUGGUGGAAUAUCCACAAUGUUUCGUAAAGACAUCACUGCAAGUGCAAUAACCAUCCCGCCACCCUCCUCAUUUGAACACCGUGUCUUUAAACUGUCUGGUUCCAAACCCCUGAUUACUGCAGUCAUUUACCACACACGAAAAAACUAACCCUGCUUUCCCCUCUGAUCUGUCUGAAUUUCUCACACAACUCUGCGCCAUCUCCAUCCAUUCUGCUACUCGGUGACUUUAACGUACACGUCGAGUCAUCUGACUCCACAACCUCUACAACUACUCUUUAACUACUUCAACAUCACCCAACAUGUAGACUUUCCCAUCCAUAAAACAGGACACACACUUAAACUGGUCUGCACUUACGGCAUUACCAUCAGCAAUCUAACCAGCAUCGGCCUUACCAUUUUUGACCACCUGGCUAUUAAUUCAAUUCAAUUCUGUUUAUUUUGUAUAGCCCAAAAUCACAAAUUUGCCUCAGAGGGCUUUACAAUAUGUACACAUACAACAUUCCUGUCCCAGGACCACACAACGGAUCAGGGAAAAUUCCCAAAAAACUAAAACUAAAACUUUCACAGGGAAAAAAUUGAAGAAACCUUCAGGAGAGCAACAGAGGAGGAUCCCUCUGAGAGGUCAUGAAGACAAUCACCCAACCAAAAAGGUAUUAGAGGCAUUGUUGGAAGAGACAAAGUACCAAAGACACAUUUUGGCUGGAUAGGAGAAGCAACAGCAAGAAGCUAGGAGUUUCUGACCUAGAAUUUUGUCCUACUGUCAUUUUGCCUGUAACCCCUGUGUGGUUGCUAAAAGAUCCAGGGUUAGACAUGGAGUUGAUCCAAAUUAAGACAUAGAAAUAUUGUUUUAUUGAGUAAGUUCUAUGGGUAUACAGAUUAAAAAUACUCUGAACAUGUGCAUGUUUUACUGAUGGAUCAAAAGACCCAGCUACAGACAGGACACACUGCUAUCUGUGUAUAGUUGAAUCAAAUGCAAUUGUUUUGGCCCUAUAGUGGGUAGUCCAACACAGACCAGGCAAAGUUCUUAUUUGCAUUGACUCCAUGUCUGCACUAAAGUUAGGUGUUUCCAAUACUUGACAAUAUCUGUCAAUUCAAUCAAGAUUAAUAGAACAAGGCCUUGAAGUUAUAUUUAUGUGGGUACCGGCUCAUAUAGAUAUAGAAAAUAAAAAAAGACAAUCUAGUCAAACAAGCACUGAAGAAAAAGAAAGAGUAGACUUCUGUAUCAAGUUAUCCAAAUCAGAGGGAUGGGCAUAAUUAGGAAAAAUAUCAACAGAGUAUGGCAACAUCAGUAAGACCAGAAUAUUACUUUAUUCAAAAUAAACUGGGCAGGGGGAGAUAGAGUGGAGGAAAGACAAGAGAAGAAGUUAAAAUAUCGAGAUUACAAAUUGGACAAAGCAGUCUACGCAGCACACGCCACAUGAUAGGGAAGCAUCCAACCAGUCUAUGUGAGCACUGCCAUGAACCAGGAACUGUACAACAUGUCAUCACCACCUGUUUUAGACAUUUCAGAAAGGAGAGGCAUGCUGGAGGAAAUGGAAAGACUAGGGAUGAGAGGAAGAAAGCCGAAUAAUAUACUGUAGUGGGGCUGUAGUAAUCUGGGAAGAAGGUGCUUUACAAAUGUCCUGUGUGCAACAGGAAUGAUGGGGAAUGUUUAGUAGUUAGUAGCAUAGAAACUGACACCAGAAGAUGGCAGUAAUGCAAAAAAAAGGAUGCAAGCUACCGUAAAACAUCCAAGAAGAAGAACACCCUUUCUCUGAAAAGUUCACAAAAACAAAUGUAACACAGGUUUGGUCAUACCACAUGCAUGUAUUGCUUUUUUCUAAAAAUAUAUAUAAAAAAAAAAAAAAAUUCUCAAAAUUUGAACAGAUCUAUUUUUGUUGUAAACUUUAUUAUUUAAAAUCCACAUUAUAUUGAUUGAAUUAUUUUUGUUGUUGUUAUAUUGCUACUCUGAAGGUAUUCAAUUUUAUAUCGUGUCGUUCAGCUGGUGCGUUUUUUUUCCCCUGUAAAAUUGCUCAUGCAUUUCACGUGACUUAUGGCAAGUACAUGGAUACUGUUUGUGUAUUGCUCACAUUGCUAUUUUGAGUCUCAUUGGUCUGUAUAGUUUCUAUUUUAAUUGUAUACACUUUAAUAUAUUUUGUAACUUUCGCUGUACAUGUACUUGUUUCUGCCCUUGUUCUCAUGAAACGCUGGGGCACUCUCCCUACUCCCUCUGGAAAACAAUGAAGGAUCAUCUCAUUUUCUAAGAAAUAAAACACAAACCACAUCAAGAGCUCGUGGGACAUUAGGACAUUGUGUCUGAUGUGGUUCCUCUCUGUGGACUGUACCAUGUUCCACUUUUACCCAGGAAACAGUCACGUGCACGUUCACUAGAAUACUACAUACCAACUAUUGCAUUAAAGUCAAGGGAGGGGUUAUGUUAUUAAUAAAACUAUGCACGCAGCAAUUUAAGUUAAUCUUAUAGCAAAUGGCACAUUUCAUGUUGUUUCUUACCCUCCUCCCUUUACAGCCUUUGAUUGGUAACGGUUCAGGAGAGACUGCCAUUUUACACAGUGACUGCUAGCUGAAUCUCUAAUGACAGAACACAAGUUAUUUACCCAUGUAGCAGCCAGUUUGUUUCCAAAAGUACGGCAUGACUGACGCGGUGUCGUGAGCGAACAGACAAAAAAGACACGUAAGCCCAAGUCAAAGUUAAAGUGGCGUAAACAAGCGGUACUGCACAGCCCUGGAUGGAUAGCCUGGACCCUGAAACCCUGUAUGUCUCUCCAGAGCAGACUGGGCAAAUCACCCUCUCCACCUCAGAGGUCUCCAACUUGGCCCUAGUGGGUGGGAAGAAGAUGAAUGGGUCUCUGGAACACCCUGACCAACCAGAUGUUGAUGCCAUUAAGAUGUUUGUCGGACAGAUUCCGCGGUCCUGGUCCGAGGAGCAGCUUCGCGAGCUGUUUGAGCCUUAUGGAGCAGUCUAUGAGAUAAAUGUUCUCCGAGACCGCAGUCAGAAUCCACCACAGAGCAAAGGCUGCUGUUUUAUAACGUACUAUACUCGCAAAUCUGCAUUGGAAGCCCAGAAUGCGCUGCACAACAUGAAGAUUCUGCCAGGGAUGCACCAUCCAAUUCAGAUGAAGCCAGCUGACAGUGAGAAAAACAAUGCAGUGGAGGACAGGAAGCUGUUCAUUGGAAUGAUCUCCAAGAAGUGUAAUGAGAAUGACAUCCGAAUGAUGUUCUCACCAUACGGACAGAUAGAGGAGUGCCGGAUCCUUCGAGGCCCUGAUGGACUCAGUCGUGGUUGUGCAUUUGUGACAUUUACAGCUCGACAAAUGUCCCAGUCAGCCAUUAAAUCCAUGCACCAGUCCCAAACCAUGGAGGGCUGUUCCUCGCCUAUUGUGGUGAAGUUUGCAGACACUCAGAAGGACAAGGAGCAGAAGCGUAUGGCCCAACAGCUGCAGCAGCAGAUGCAGCAGCUCAGUGCUGCUUCCAUGUGGGGAAAUCUCACUGGGCUUAACAGCCUGGGGCCACAGUACCUAGCACUCUACUUACAGUUGCUGCAGCAGUCAGCCUCACACACACACACACAACACACACACACACACACACACAGUUUGUCAGGUCUUAAUGCCAUGCAGAACCUGGCUGCUUUAGCAGCAGCAGCAAUUGCCACACAGGUCACGCCCACAGGCUCCAGCGCCAUGACAACAUCUAGUAGCCCACUCAGUGCUCUAACAAGCUCAGGCUCCUCCCCCAACUCCAGCAGCAACUCCUCAAUGAACCCCAUGGCUUCUUUGGGGGCCCUGCAGUCUCUGGCUGCUAGUGCUGGAGCUGGCCUCAACAUGGGCUCCUUGGCAGGCAUGGCAGCACUGAAUGGCAGCCUUGGCUCCGGAGGCCUGUCUAAUGGAUCAGGAAACACCAUGGAGGCACUGAGCCAGGCCUACUCAGGCAUCCAACAGUAUGCUGCUGCUGCCCUCCCCAGCCUUUACAACCAGAGCCUGCUGUCUCAGCAGAGCGUCUCAGCCGCAGGCAGCCAAAAGGAAGCGAGCAACAGUCGCAGCACCGGUCCAGAAGGUGCCAACCUGUUCAUUUACCACCUGCCCCAGGAAUUUGGAGACCAGGACCUGCUCCAAAUGUUUAUGCCCUUUGGAAAUGUCAUCUCUGCUAAAGUCUUCAUUGACAAACAGACAAACCUCAGCAAGUGUUUUGGUUUUGUGAGCUAUGACAACCCAGUGUCAUCACAGGCAGCCAUCCAGUCAAUGAAUGGGUUCCAAAUUGGUAUGAAGAGGCUGAAGGUGCAGCUGAAGCGCUCAAAGAAUGACAGCAAGCCUUACUGAAGGUGCUGAGGCACUGCAGACUUGGUUAGGCAGGGUGGUGUUGUGGUAAGUUAAGUAUAAAUAACUCAGACCGGUCCACUUAGAAACCUAUCUAUGCAUUACAGGGUGAUGUCUGCUAUGCCUCUUCUGGUUAUUAUACCUUUCCAGUAAACAAUUCACAUGAAGCUAUACGUGCAAGAGUUUGCAGGCUGGACUGUGUUCUUCCUGUGUUAUGUUGUGGUUCAUGCACUUUGUUUUCCUUUUGAAACAAAUGAGAGAAGCAGGUGUAUUUUCAUUUAAAGUUGAAAUGUUAUCAGUUUGCUGUGUACUGUGUGCUGUGUACAUAAUACACAAAUGAGUUGAUUGUUAGAUGUUGCACAUUUACAGUCAGUUCAGAUAGGUGCCAAAUCGAUUAGUUUCUACUUCCUGUUCUCCUUCCCCCCCUCUUUCACCCAGAAAGAGGGGGGGAAGCGCUCCUGAAAUAAGGCAGCAGAUAGAGCCAUGUUUCGUUAGUAAACCGAAAUUAUGAACAGGUUUUCUUUUAUGUUAUCACAAACCAAAGUCGGUGGGUUUCCCUUACAUUUGUAUUCAAUACUUGUAUUAUACUUUGAAACAGGUAUUGUAUGUGAUAUGUAGAGAAAUUAGUUGUCCGGUUCAAAGUACGCCACAAAAGUUUCCAUCAUUAAUGAGGAGGAGCCCCACUUCAACAUACACCUGCCAUCCAUACAUUUGUCCUGAUCUGCAUUUGUACACUGUUUGUGUUGUGCAGACGGAGUCUAGAUCAUUGGCUCUGGUGACGUGAGACUAAACCUGUUGAUGCUGUGAACAUCUUGUUCUGUUCUGUGGGGUUUCCACUGGACCCGUAAUAGUUGCUGUGUUAACUAUUCUCUUCUGAGCUCUGCAGUCUGACAGGACUGCCCCCUGUUUCUGCAUUCCAUCUGAGGAUGACAUAUUCAUGAUGGCUAUGGAAAAUGGAUUUGCAUAUAGCUCAAAGUGCUUGACACUUCAUGCUAACAUUCACUUCUUGAAACACUGAUGGCAGAGGGCACCAUACAAGGUGCCUAGGAGCACAUGAGGAUCUACUACAAGUGCUAAUUCCCAUGUGGCCUCUGGUGGAUGGUGAUACAAGUGCAUGUGGGUUGUGUUGUAUUCAGACAUUGGCUGGAAUUCAUUUCUGAAUGACAUGGAUAUAAUAGCUUUGUCAAGUAGUCGGCUCAUUGCAUUUACUAUGUUUUUCUUUAUCAGGUUAAAACUGAUGCAGUUGAAAUUGCAUGUAAAUAUAGACUUUUCUCGAGGACUGAACAAAACAUGUUUUAGUGGUGCUCCUCCUGCACUCUGAGUGACAAGUCAGAGGUCUGGUCAUCCCCAUCCCUCAGUUACUGUCCUACUAGCUAGCAGCUAGCUAAUUUAAAGAGGGCUACACCACUGUUUCUCACUGAAUCUCUUCUAUGAUUGGAUAAUUCAUAUUGCUUAAGGCAACCUGUUGGUUGCUAAGACUGGCAAGACAUGUUUUUUUUUAAAGUAGGAACUGAGACAAUUGUUGAGAUGUAUGUUUAAACUAUUAUGCCUUUUCUAUUUUUAUAUAGGUUUUAUACUUCCUCUGUGUGUUGGGGAACUAUUUAUUGCCUUAAUUAUUUAUCUGAAUUUAAAUGAUUUUGAAAGACAAACGUAAAGUCCAACAAUUCCAUUUGAUCUCCUGGUGUGUGUGUGUGUGUGUGCUCUGUUUUGUUUUGUUUCCCUUUGGUGACGUGCACUUUGUGUCAUUGUGGCAUGGAUCCAUCAGUGCUGCUACAGACUUCAUAGAACCCCCUGUCUGUCAUACAUGCCUUCAUCCAAAUAAAACAUACAUUUUCCAAAAACAAAGGGAGCAUAAUUUAUUGUAAAAGUGAAUUCUAACAUUUUUUAAUGGGUCCUGUCUUUCUAUGUGUAAAUAUAGUGAUAUUGUGAAUUUUACAUCAGGCAAAGUUCUGGACAGAUUAGCUAGUAUCUAACAGUACUAUAACUAGUUUUGAAAGUCGUCUUUUUUUUCUCUCUCUCUCCCCCCCUCGAGAGUCUGGUUGUGUAUUACAGCCACUCUCCAUAUUUGAUUGACUGUGUAUAGGUAGCAUGCUGGACUGUAGCUGCUGCUCCAGACCUGCAUGUUGUCACUGGUUCUGUGGAGUCUUUUUAUUUCUGUGUUCUGAUCAUUCUUGGUUUCUUUUCCUAUCUGUGUUCCUUUGUGGUUUAACCUACGUUUGUCUCCCUGUUGAGUUUGUCUUUUUCUUUUUCUAGAUCUCUUCCUGUUUGCCCUAGCAUGUUGAUGUGGCAUCACAGUUCAUCGUCCAGUCCUUGUCUUCUGCACUUCUCUGAUGCUCCCAAUUUCACCAUUAACCUUAUGUUUGGCAUUAGUUACCAGGAGGUUUUAUUUUGUUGUUUCCCAUAAUUCCUCUGUGAUUGCAACAUGGACACUAUUAUUACAAGAAAAGAGAGAAUCUAUUUUUCUAGAACAGACUAGUGUUCUUAUAUUGUGUUGUGGAGCAGUCCUCCCACAUCCUCUGGGUGUGUGUGUGCGUGUGCGUGUGUGUGUGUGUGUGUGUGUGUGUGUGAGUGAUUAGAAUGACUUAUCAAGCAAUUUAGUGAUAAAGAGUUGUUAGAUAUUCCUUUAAUGGGAGGCGAGGCAAUGGAUCAUCUGUGGCCGUUCCCAUUUCAGUGUUGUUAUAAGAAAGUUAUAUUUUUCGGUGUACAUAUCCAUUUGUACUUUUAGCCUGACUGACCACUACAGGCACAUGCUGCUGUGCUCUUUGUUUGUGUUGAGUCAGACAUAAUCUACUGAGAGGAGACUUUUGUCAUGGCUAAUUUGGUAUGUGUGUGUUUUUUUUUGUUUUUUUACAUAACUGCACUGAAAUUCUUGGCAAAAUGGGAUUUUAUUUGUGCACAAUACUUUUUCUAAAGAACUGACUGAAGUUUGAUGUCAGCUCGAGUACUCCAACAUUAAACCUUUCUAUUGUGGAAGUGUGCUAACAAUCCAAUAUUAAACACAAGUGGCCUACAUGUACACGCUGAUUAUAAUCCAGAGACCUACAGACCCACACUAAUUCAGGGUGCAGUCGGUCUGUCUCCCUGACCAGUGGGCCAAAAGUGUGACUUAUCCUGAAUGUAAUCUACAAUUUACCCAUCAUCUCAUCCUGCUUGAAUAUGCGGUCUGAAAUGUAAAUGUUCUUUUUUAACUUUAAAAAAAAACCGUUGUAACUUGCAACCAGUGGGUUCCCUGUGGGUUCUCCGGCUUCCUUUCACAGUACAAGACAGGCAGCUUAUGGAAGACCUUUUAAAUGACACUGACUGUUUACUUUCUUUAGCUAGUUACAAGCUAAAACCAUCCUGCUAGAUAGCUCACUUAUGUUAAUUACACAGAUCAUGCUACUAUUAGGAAUUCAUGUUAUCAUUAUUUAUUAUUUUAAAUGUAUGUAUCCGAGAUACAUUCAAUUUUAUAGCUUGCUAAUUGCUGAUACUUUGAUCUUGUGUAGUACAACUAAGAAAAACUAAACUGAAGUAAACUUUUUUUCCCAAAAAUGGUUGCCUUCUGUAAAGCCUUCGCAGAUAUAUUAUUAUUCCCGAGGUCACGAUAUUGAUAAUUAAUGGCUAUCUACUAACACACUCAAUAUUAAAUAACUUAAUCUCUCUGGGAAUCUUAUAUGGAAAUUGAAUUAAAAAAUGUAGGAAAUUACAGACUUUCAAAUUAAGCAUCACAAGAUUAAUCGUUAAACAUAUAAUUAAACGAUCAUACAAGUAUUUCAGUUCACAAAAGUAUUACUAUUUGUAGCAUUCAUGUUUUCCACAAUCCAGUUUAAUAAUCCAAACACAAUAACUAUAUUACAUAUUUAAAAGUAUAUGUCAAAUCAGCAACUGCCUAAUAAAUACGGAAGUAUGAAUCUGAGCAUGUGUUACAACUUAAAAUACUAAAUAUUUGUCAACAUUGCCAGUGCCACGCUAUGUUUAUUGAAAAUCUUCAAACACUAUGAAGUUAAGAAUUGAGACACUUUCUUAGCGCCUCCAUCAUGCCUGUAUGGUAGUAUGCGAGUAAUGUUUAGAAUAGCGGGGCAAAGAUAUGUUCAUGAUUCAGCUCUUGCAACUGCAUCACAACCUCAUCAAAUACAGUCAUCGGUUUGUUUGUUAGUCGCAUAGUUGCAGCCCGUCAGAUUUCCCAAAAAGUUGACUUUACUUGCUGUCUGGAAGGUGGGAAAAUGACAGAGACCUGGAAAGGACGCAACAAUAAUACAAAUGAGGGGGAGAUGCAUGUGCACUGAUGAACUUCAUGUUUUUUAAAGACAUUGGACUAGUAUUCCUCCAGGAGCAAAAUGUCCCCACACAAAAGAUAACCAUCAUUACAAUAUAUCCAUGGUUGUCGUCUUUUUUGUGAUUGCAUGACCAACGAGACUAGAUAUAUUUUCUAUCGAGCUCCCACUGCAACAAGACAGAACAAUCAUCUGGUUAAUUUAGGUGAAUUCUCCUGUCCUGUAAAAUAUUGGGUAAAGUAUUUCUGGUGCAAUUUGAGUGAACAACUACAGUAGCACUACAUAUUGAGACUGCAACUAUUUCAAGGUGAAAACCCUGUGACCACAAACCGAUCCAAACGUUUUCAAUAUUUCUGUGAAGUUACCUUUUACUCCAUUGCAUGCAUGUUAUUUAUUUUUUAGAGUGGAAUCUGUCUAUCGUGUGUUUUGAUUUUUUUAAAGCUUUGGAUGUUUUGAUUUCUGCGCCACAAUAAGCUGAUGUGCAGUCCAGCUACAAUAUCUGUGAGACGACAAUGUGAUUUCUGUUAUUUAGUUUCUGUACAAAUAAAAUGUUUGAGAAACCUU
Messenger RNA from Pseudoliparis swirei, 10370 nucleotides. It is a transcript of the gene celf1, whose product is annotated as cugbp, Elav-like family member 1. The transcript has 15 exons. The coding region runs from base 3967 to 5556 and encodes 529 amino acids. Gene Ontology annotation, cellular component: nucleus; ribonucleoprotein complex; cytoplasm. Gene Ontology annotation, biological process: mRNA splice site recognition; regulation of alternative mRNA splicing, via spliceosome. Gene Ontology annotation, molecular function: mRNA 3'-UTR binding. The record is from RefSeq and is a predicted model, not a curated record. Lineage: Eukaryota; Metazoa; Chordata; Actinopteri; Perciformes; Liparidae.